AUGUCGGAUUUUGAUGAAUUCGAGAGGCUGUUGACUGAAAAUAAGAAAGAGCGGGACAAGGAGAAUCGGCACGGACGGCGCACACUGUCCCGCAGUCGCAGCCGAGAAAGGAAGAAGAGGAGCUGGGAAAGGAGGAAGAGUAGGGCAAGCCGCAGCGACAGCAAGGACCAUCAACACAGGCGCAGUCGCUCUCCAGCUCUGCACAGAGAGAAGAAGAAAGUGAGGAAGUACUGGGAUGUUCCGGCACCAGGCUUCGAACAUAUCACCCCCCUGCAGUACAAGGCUAUGCAGGCUGCUGGCCAGAUCCCAGCCACGGCCCUACUGCCCACCAAGAUAACUCCAGAGGGACUGGCCUCCACCCACACUUCUGUACCUGUGGUGGGCAGCCAAAUGACCAGGCAGGCCAGGAGGCUCUACGUUGGCAACAUACCUUUCGGAAUCACAGAGGAGGCCGUGAUGGAUUUCUUCAAUGCCCAGAUGCUCCUCGGCGGUCUUACCCAGGCCCCUGGCAACCCUGUUCUAGCUGUGCAGAUAAACCAGGACAAGAACUUUGCCUUCCUCGAGUUCCGCUCGGUGGACGAGACGACCCAGGCCAUGGCCUUUGACGGCAUCAUCUUCCAGGGUCAGAGCCUGAAGAUCAGACGGCCUCAUGACUACCAGCCCCUUCCCGGCAUGAGUGAGAGCCCCAGUGUCUAUGUACCAGGAGUGGUUUCGACCGUGGUGCCAGACUCAGCCCACAAACUCUUCAUCGGUGGCUUGCCAAAUUAUCUAAAUGAUGAUCAGGUAAAAGAGCUAUUGGUCUCCUUUGGCCCUCUGAAGGCCUUCAACCUGGUCAAAGACAGCACCACGGGCCUCUCCAAGGGCUACGCCUUCUGUGAAUAUGUGGACGUCAGUUUGAAUGACCAAGCCAUUGCAGGGUUGAAUGGGAUGCAGCUGGGGGACAAGAGGCUCCUGGUCCAGAGAGCCAGUGUUGGGGCCAAGAACGCAGCUCUGGUGAGUAUGAACCAGACACCGGUGAUCCUCCAAGUGCCAGGCCUGAUGCCCACCUCCAUGGCCUUGCUGGGUGGCCUGCCCACUGAGGUGCUCUGCCUGAUGAACAUGGUGGCUGUGGAGGAGCUGCUGGAUGACGAGGAGUACGAGGAGAUCGUGGAGGACGUCCGCGGUGAGUGCAGCAAGUACGGCCAGGUGAAGAGCAUCGAGAUCCCCCGGCCUUUGGAUGGCCUGGAGGUCCCAGGCACUGGGAAGAUCUUUGUGGAGUUCAUGACCCUGUUUGACUCCCAGAAGGCCAUGCAGGCACUGACAGGCAGGAAGUUUGCCAACAGGAUGGUGGUGACCAAGUACUGUGACCCAGACGCCUACCACCGCCGAGACUUCUGGUAGACCUGAGAACCAGAGAGAGGGAGAGAAGCAGAGUUUCAUGUUAUUUAUGUAAUGAUAUGAAUAUUUAUGAGCAUCA
Messenger RNA from Salvelinus namaycush (lake trout), 1456 nucleotides. Its product is annotated as splicing factor U2AF 65 kDa subunit-like. NCBI's taxonomy places the organism in Eukaryota, Metazoa, Chordata, Actinopteri, Salmoniformes, Salmonidae. The transcript is spliced from 11 exons. The coding region runs from base 1 to 1380 and encodes 459 amino acids. Gene Ontology annotation, molecular function: poly-pyrimidine tract binding; pre-mRNA 3'-splice site binding. Gene Ontology annotation, biological process: mRNA processing. Gene Ontology annotation, cellular component: nucleus; nuclear speck; commitment complex. The record is from RefSeq and is a predicted model, not a curated record.